Messenger RNA from Diaporthe amygdali, 246 nucleotides. RefSeq lists its product as uncharacterized. Bases 1 to 246 code for a protein of 81 amino acids. The record is from RefSeq and is a predicted model, not a curated record. The transcript has 2 exons. NCBI's taxonomy places the organism in Eukaryota, Fungi, Ascomycota, Sordariomycetes, Diaporthales, Diaporthaceae.
AUGGAGUCCGCAAAGCAAAAGUUCCAGGAGGCCGUUGAGAAGACCCGGGCCCCUGGAGAUGCAAAGGGUCCUCCAGGUGGAAAAAUGAUGGUAGCGCAGCCGUCGAAGAACGAUGCUUCGAUCAGCAACACUUUCACAACCCCAGACCGCACCGCAAACUCACAACCGGAGGAGGACAAGCAUGCGUCAACAGGGAGCAGCGCACACUUCGGGACCAGCUUCUUCAAGCCUGGAAGCGCUACCUAG